This is a messenger RNA of Cicer arietinum (chickpea), 2556 nucleotides long. The record is from RefSeq and is a predicted model, not a curated record. Lineage: Eukaryota; Viridiplantae; Streptophyta; Magnoliopsida; Fabales; Fabaceae.
UACAUAUAUACAUAUACACAAACAUAUACACAUAAAUAAAACCCCAUCAAAAAUUCAAAGAAUUCACCACCCCUAUUAUUAUUUUUCUCUCUGUUUAUAUUUUUAAUUUAUUUUUUGUGUUAUCUGAGGUGUUGUAAUUGGUGUUUGAGAAAAAGAGAGAAAAGUAUGAUGGGUGAGUCAGCUAUUAUGAGUGGCGGUGGUGAAGGUGGAGAUGCAGUGGCGGUCACCGGAAGUCAUAACAUGACGGCGGAAGUGGUCUCAGGUGGUGGAGUUGGAUCAAAUUCAGGGAGUGAUAUUGAGAGAGGUAGAAUUGAAGAAGGUGAACGUAGCUUCGGGGGUAACCGGUGGCCGCGACAAGAAACUUUGGCGCUUUUAAGGAUACGAUCUGAUAUGGACAUAACUUUUCGAGAUGCAAGUGUUAAAGGUCCCUUGUGGGAUGAAGUUUCAAGGAAACUAGCAGAACUUGGGUAUAAUAGAAGUGCCAAAAAAUGCAAAGAGAAAUUUGAAAAUGUUUACAAGUACCACAAGAGAACCAAAGACGGUCGAGGUGGAAAAUCAGAUGGGAAAACUUAUCGAUUUUUUGAUCAAUUAGAAGCCCUUGAUCAUAUUCACAACCACCCUUCAACUCAUCAACCACAAAACCUAUUAAAACAACCACAGUCAACACCAACACUAUCGCAAGUUAUUACAACUUCAAUAACAGAAACAGCAACAAUGCCACAAGUGGUUAACACCACACUGAGUAUGCCUCAUGCAACUGUUCCAUCAAUUUCCAUGCCUCAAAACAAUAUUGUAACUACUCAAGCAAUGAAUGUGAACAUCACUACUAUACCUUCCAAUCCUUCAACUAGCUUCCAACCAUCAACAACAAAUCCUCCUCAAUCACUUUCUUUCCCUAACAUUCCUACCGAUCUAUUAUCUAAUUCGAUGGUGAGCUCUUACUCAACCUCUUCGGAUGACACAAUGGAAGGGACGCAGAAGAGGAAACGCAAAUGGAAGGACUUUUUUGAGAAACUAAUGAAGGAAGUGAUUGAGAAGCAAGAACAGUUACAUAAGAGAUUCUUAGAAGCCAUUGAGAAACGUGAACAUGACCGAAUGGUUAGAGAAGAAGCAUGGAGAGCACAAGAGAUGCAAAGAAUUAAUAGAGAGAGGGAAAUUCUUGCACAAGAAAGAUCUAUAACUGCAGCAAAAGACGCUGCAGUUAUGUCUCUCUUACAAAAAAUUGCUCAACAACCAAAUCUUGGACAUGCAUUGAAUAACAUCAAUGUUGCACAACCACUACCACCACAACAAUCGCCACAACAACAACCACCACCAAGUAAAGCACCAACAUCGACACCAGCACCAACACUAGUGGCACAAGUAAUUAAUGCUCCACCGCCAGUGCAACCACCACCGGUUACUCCGUCGGGCCCACCAAUGGUCCAACAGCAGCAACAAAUAGCGAAAAACAUGGAAAUAGUAAAAUUUGAUAAUAAUGGAGAUAAUUCAAUUGGAGCAAGUUCAUCAAGGUGGCCAAAAGUGGAAGUUCAAGCAUUGAUAAAUCUGAGAACGGAGCUAGACAAUAAGUACCAAGAGAAUGGACCAAAAGGGCCACUAUGGGAAGAAAUAUCUUCAGCAAUGAAGAACCUUGGAUACAAUAGGAACCCAAAAAGGUGCAAAGAAAAAUGGGAGAACAUAAACAAGUACUUCAAGAAAGUGAAGGAAAGUAACAAGAAGAGACCCGAAGAUUCCAAGACAUGUCCUUAUUUUCACCAGUUGGAUGCUUUAUAUAAGGAGAAAAACAAGGCGGAAAAUUCCGGUGGUGGUUCAAGCCAGCCGACUAAUGCGGAGAGUAUGGUGGCACCGUUAAUGGUUCAGCCGGAGCAACAAUGGCCACCUCAACAGGAAGGAGAUCCAAUGGAGCGGAACCGCAGAGACGAAGAAGAUGAUAUGGAUGAAGAUGAUAAAGAUGGUGAAGAAGAAGACGACGAAGAGAUGGAUGAAGGUGGUGGUGGUGGUAGUAAUUUUGAAAUAGUGGCUAACAAGCCUUCAGUGGGUGCAUAAUAGUGAGUGAGAAUUAUGAGAAUGGAGCAGUUGCAAAAAAGGCCCAAAAGAACAUUAAGAAAAAAAGAGUUUGUUUGGUGGGUCAGAGAGAAUGCAGGAGUUGUCGGAGAACGAUGGUGGUGGUGGCGGUGGCAGAGAAAGAGAAAGUUUCUUUUGUGUUUGUGUGGAAGAAUUUGAAUAUACGUGUACGGUGUGGAAUGACACAUGGGUUAAUUUUGAAGAGGGAAAUUUGGUAGAGGGGUUGGUUCGUACUUUUGUUGUAGCAAAAAAAAUAGCCAAUAAGAUUAUAUGUUUUUUUUUUCUUUUUCAAUUUUAUAAAAUUUGUUUAUUUUUUUGGGGUGAUUAAAUAAGUCCAAUCAAAGAGGAAUUUUAAAAGUUCAGGUUUCAAAAUAAGGAAAAUAGACAGACCUUAAUUAAGGUUGUAGUUUUUAGUUAUUUAUCUUGUUUUAUGUUUAUGGUUGUGUAAAUUGGAGAAGAUUAUUUGGGAUUUUGCUAUUUCUUUUUUCCUUU